AUGAGGGGCUAUUCAUUAUGCCUGCGGGCCGUCCUCAUCCUAUGCAUCGUCUACUUUUUGCUCGGAAUCUUUCGGAAUUGGAAAUGGCUCCACGUAAUCGAAGCCCUUCAAAAGGAUCCGGAAGCCAGCCAGAUUAAGAACCAAGUGAUCGACGUGGAGCUGGGUACAAAUCUCGGGUCAAAGCGUACAAAAGAUCCACUAUUUACUGUGAUGCACGAGGAGCCAAAAACGAUGAGUCCUAGGGAGGCCACCGAAUUCGAGCGAAAGCAGGCGGCCGACCACGGAUUUGAACUCUUG
Molecule: messenger RNA, 297 nt
Organism: Mesorhabditis spiculigera
Lineage: Eukaryota; Metazoa; Nematoda; Chromadorea; Rhabditida; Rhabditidae
Source: the annotation of a GenBank genome assembly